Opisthorchis viverrini is the source of this 930-nucleotide messenger RNA. RefSeq lists its product as hypothetical. The transcript has 3 exons. Bases 1 to 930 code for a protein of 309 amino acids. NCBI's taxonomy places the organism in Eukaryota, Metazoa, Platyhelminthes, Trematoda, Opisthorchiida, Opisthorchiidae. The record is from RefSeq and is a predicted model, not a curated record.
AUGACACGAGGCGGUGUGCAGUUAUCAGCGAAAUGGUCUAAAGAACACAUAUUUGCCACGCCCCCCAACAACCUGCCCAACUCCACCUCACUAACUGUAAUCGGUAAACGUGAUCUGUCUUCUGAGAGCAGUAACUUGAGCAAACAUUAUUUGGGCCGCGAUUCCCCAAUCGUGCGCAACGGUUCAGUUCGUCCGAUACCUAGUUCAGGCAACCCGUUUCGAAUACCAAGGUCCUUCUCCACCUACGCAGAAGUUGAGCUCAAACCUGAUAUAUCUCCGAGAAUCAAUGGCCUGAGGACAAACCUUCCUGUAAAUAGUGUUGUGUCUUAUCAGAGCAGCACCAACGGAGCUCGAACAGCUGGGGAAGAAAAAACUGACGCGGAAUAUGACGAAUUUCUUCAGCUUGCUAAUCGGCAGGAGGCAUUCAAACCUGUUCAUAAAGCCCCGAUCACAUCAAGGCCUUUUGCAGACGAUCAAGUUGGGUUGUGGCCCGGUCAAUCAGUUCCAAUGAAAACCCUUGGGUCCAUAAACCUUCCAAGAUCCACAAGUGCAUACUCAGAUAGCCUGUUUCCUUCCCAUGAUCCACAAACAAAAUCACUGGCCACAACCCGGAAUUUCGGCCCAAUCCUACCAAUGUCCACUGAAGAUGAUAACAGAAGCCCGUGGAACAAACACUCUCCCUUCAUUGUCUCCGACAGUUCACCAUAUACCACAGAUGCGGAAUCGCAGAUGUUGGGAACUCCAAUUACUUCUGUUCCAAAGCCUAUCCCCCCACCCCCACAGCGGCAAUCUCAAUCGAGCAGACAGGCAUCGUCUGGCCCACUGCAGUUACAAGGGAAUGAUAACUCAUCCGAAGUGCAGCCUCCAACCCAUUGGAGUCCAUCCCCUUCCGCAGUCGAAGGAGAUACCAAGCAAGACCAACAUAGGUGA